UUACAAUGAAACUCUAAAUCUCCCGCCAAAUUGGGCACUGCAUUUCCCUCCAAAAUUUCCAGCGGCGGCGAUAUAUAAUCGACGAACUCAGUUCUUCGUCUUCCCAUUUUGGAUCUAUCUUCGACUUCAUCACUGCCGGUCAUCGGCGAUCAUUAUUCCGAUCAAGUUUUGUCCACUCGUCGAUGUGUGAUCUUCGAAUUAGGGCAAAGAUCCAUCAAUUUGUGGAAACUCAAACAACGAUACCACAGCUGCGUUCCGGUUUCUUCCGAUGAGUGCCGUCAACAUCACGAACGUCACCGUUUUGGAUAACCCUGCCGCGUUUCUGAAUCCAUUUCAGUUCGAAAUCUCUUACGAGUGCUUGACUCCGCUUAAAGACGAUCUGGAAUGGAAACUCACCUAUGUCGGAUCUGCCGAGGAUGAAACCUAUGACCAACUUUUGGAGAGCGUGCUUGUUGGACCCGUUAAUGUUGGCAAUUAUCGUUUUGUCCUUCAGGCAGACCCUCCAGAUCCAUCAAAAAUCCGGGAGGAAGACAUCACAGGGGUGACAGUACUGUUAUUAACAUGUUCUUACAUGGGGCAAGAAUUUAUAAGAGUAGGAUAUUAUGUGAACAACGAUUAUGAUGAUGAACAACUUCGUGAAGAGCCUCCCCCAAAAGUUCAGAUCGAUAGGAUCCAAAGAAACAUUCUGGCUGACAAGCCCAGAGUCACAAAGUUCCCAAUCAAUUUUCAUCCGGAGAACUCUGAAGAUGGUGGAGAUCAAGGAGAACAACAGUCUUCUCCACCCCACCAUUCAGCUGAAACCAUCAACAACGAAGAAGAAGGAAACUUGCAGUUGCCACCAUCACCAUCAGCAGCAGAAGAUCCAUCUCUGGACGCCAUUGAUUCUGAACCUCAGCCCUCACCCUCGGUCACGGCAUGAAUUAAGGUUCGAGGUGAGCAUGAUCCAUAUUUACCUACUUUUCUUUAUGGUUUGUAAGCUAAAGCAGUGUGGUAGAAAAUACAUAGUUUCUGUUGAUGAGAUAGACCAGUUUGAGAAUGUGCAUUAUGAUUUAAAGAAUUUAGGAAAGAUGAUUGCAUCUUUCUGUUAUUUAAUUGAAAUUUUUGAUAAUUUCAAAUCAA
Molecule: messenger RNA, 1119 nt
Organism: Momordica charantia (bitter melon)
Lineage: Eukaryota; Viridiplantae; Streptophyta; Magnoliopsida; Cucurbitales; Cucurbitaceae
Product: putative histone chaperone ASF1A
Biological process (GO): DNA replication-dependent chromatin assembly
Cellular component (GO): nucleus; chromatin
Molecular function (GO): histone binding
Source: RefSeq, a predicted model, not a curated record